AUGAUUGAAAAGUGUAGUCAAAAACAGAUGAUUUGUUAUAUCGCUAUAAUAUUGGGUUUAUCAUUAUGUGUUUUUAUUCUUGAAGAAUACAUAGAAGAACAAAAUUAUGAAAAAAAUUUACAUAUUAUUAACACACCAAACUACAAUCAUUACACUGACUCACAAUUUAAUGGAAAUGGUAAAAUUAAUAUUAAAAAAAAUAUUAUCAUAAGUAAAAAAAUAUUACCUAAAGAGAAAUUAUCACUUCUUUGUAAAGAAAAGAAGAAUCUUGAAAACAUUCAAACAUGUAUUAGUUGUAAUGAGAAAGAAAAAUAUGACAAUAAUACAAAUGUUAAAGAAAUAUGUGUUAAAAAUAGAUACUAUACAAAAUUUGAAUGUAAAAACGAAUCAAAAAUAAUAUUUCAAGCAUGUAAAAUCGCAACAAGUAACGACAAAAAUUCUUUUUACAUUUUUCUUACCAUUUCAUUGAUCUCAAGUGUUGUUUUUUCGUAUUUAUCAAUAAACCGAAGACUUCAAAAUAAUACAAUUACAUAUGCUAAAAUUAAUAAUCUAAUUAACUAA
Molecule: messenger RNA, 561 nt
Organism: Strongyloides ratti
Lineage: Eukaryota; Metazoa; Nematoda; Chromadorea; Rhabditida; Strongyloididae
Product: Jumping translocation breakpoint family-containing protein
Exons: 3
Coding region: 1-561 (186 amino acids)
Cellular component (GO): membrane
Source: RefSeq, a predicted model, not a curated record